Messenger RNA from Octodon degus (degu), 1172 nucleotides. It is a transcript of the gene Prr19, whose product is annotated as proline rich 19. The record is from RefSeq and is a predicted model, not a curated record. The transcript has 3 exons. Bases 87 to 1172 code for a protein of 361 amino acids. Lineage: Eukaryota; Metazoa; Chordata; Mammalia; Rodentia; Octodontidae.
CCUGCCUCCUGGAAGAGCGCAGAGUAUCUUCGAGGCUAGCGUCGUCGAGAAGAAGCCAUCGCUUUCCACAGCCACGUGGUGACACCAUGGACCCCCGGGAUCCAGCCCGUCAGCCUUUCCAGCAGUCGGAGAAACCUGGCCGUGUGCGUCGUCGGAAGACCAGGAGGGAGCGGAAUGAAGCCCUGGUGGGCAGCCGCCGGCCAGUAGCCCAUCAGGAUCCUCCUGUGUCCCGUCAGGAUCCCCCUGUUGCCCUCCAGGAUCCUGUGGUCCCUGCUGCCUCCAAGCUUGUGGUCAUAACCCAGGGCCGGCUGAGCCGGGAGCACCGGGGUCUUUUCAACCAUGAGGUGAAAUCUCUGGAUGUGGCCCGGCUGCUUGACAGUGGGUCCUUGGAGCCAAGCACUCCCCUGCUCCGCACUAAGCCUUCCUCCAGCCCACCUGGGAUUCAAGAGCCCGUCUCACAGUCAAAGGGCAAGGAGAACCAGGCACCUGGGGGCUCGGGCCCAGGCCCUCCUAAUUCUCCAGAAGUCUGUAGCUUGGGACAACUUCUGGGGGAGCUACAGUGCCAGCUGACUUUGCCACAGGCCUUCCCCAGGAGGAACUUGGUGCAGGAAGCCAGGGAUGCCAUCGUGGGAACCUUGCAGGCCCUCCAUGGCUGUGUGCCUGAUCUUGCCUUGGUGCUCCAAGGCUGCCAGUUACCUUUGCCAGGAACCAAACCUGAGGUUCAUGAGAGACAAAGAAUGACACCCUCCUGGAUCAACAGACCUGAACAGACCCCAAGAGAAGGGAGACAGAGAAGGCAACAGGGCACAAAGGACAGCUUUACCAUGCCUCAUACAUCCAGUGCUCCUGUGGCACACAGGAUGAGCCUGGCGCCACCAAGAGGUCCUUGGCCACCCUCCUUGUCCUUGUUGCCUUCACCUUCUGGGGCAGGUUGGGGCCCCCCAACAGCCUUUGACCUACUAAAAAGCAUCUGGCUUGUAGAUACACCACCUGCUCCCCAUCAUUGGUGUGUCGGCCCACCUCAGCCCCUGCCUCAGCCAUCACCUUUGUUGCCCCACACUUCUGACCUGGACUGGAGCCCCGACUCCCCUGCCCCACUGCCCAGUCUCUCUUGGGUAGUCACUCAGAGCAGUCCAGAAGCCUGGUCCUUUCCACCCAUGAGACUGUACUGA